ACAAAACAUAAGCUCGAAAUUAAAAGUGGUCUUAGUUGAUUUUUUAAGAAACUGGUAUAUCUAUAGAUAAGAUGAGCCAGAGUCACCUUCAAACGGAUCAGCUGCUCUUCGAAGAGAAACCACUUCAUGUGCCGACCCUCUCAGAACUGCAAAAAGUUAUACUGGGUGCUCUGAGUGAGAACUUUCGAACCGUUGAUGUUAGUGUGGGACCUUGUCCCGAUCUAAAGGACCCCCAAUUUGGCCUGGUGGAGAGUGGUCUGGGUGGUAAAGCCACUCUACUGGAAGCAGGUGGACCACCCUAUUUGCGACCCCUAGUCCAACGCGACAAGCUGUAUAACUUAAAGGAGAUUACUCGCAGGGCUCAAGGUACUGGAAAGAUUUUUGCUGUGGGUCCAGGAGCAGGUCCUUGGCCCAUUCGUCAUUCCAAUUGCGAGGGCAUCUUUAAUUUUUCCCUCAAUGAAGACGAUGAAUUUACCCAGGGAAGCUACACAGCCACUGUGAGGGGAGAAAAUGAGGAUUGUGUUCUGGAGAAGAUUCCCCAGACCGAACCCCGUUGCGCCCUGAUCCUAAAUCUCUUCCUCAGCGAGGGAAAACCAGGUGAAGUUCUCAAAAUAUCCGCAAAACAGCGAACUGGUGAGGAGAACUUUGUGGAAUGUAUGCGAAAAGGUCUGGAGAAGCACUACGGCGAUAAGGCGGUGGGUCUGGGAGGGAUCUUUGUGGUCAGGAAGGGGUGUGUCCACCAGCACGUGAUGCGGGACUUCAGCAAGACCCCUAUUCACACCCAGGAACAGAUCCAAAACUGGCUCAAGUUCUACGAAAUGCCCGCCCAGCUGAAUGCGGUGGGCACUUUGGUGACCAAGGACAUGGGUCUGGACUUAAGGCUGCAGCACUUUCACUCGUUUUCCUUCGAAAACUGGGGUGGUCACUACCAUUACGAUACCACCCCUGAUCAAGUGGAAUACGAGGCCUAUCUGAAUGUGGCUGAAAGAGUAGUCCGUGUGGAUAGACCAAUAGUAACCGAUCAAUUAGGAAGAGACUGAUAUAUCCAUCAUUC
Molecule: messenger RNA, 1054 nt
Organism: Drosophila subpulchrella
Lineage: Eukaryota; Metazoa; Arthropoda; Insecta; Diptera; Drosophilidae
Product: ester hydrolase C11orf54 homolog
Exons: 3
Coding region: 72-1040 (322 amino acids)
Cellular component (GO): nucleus
Molecular function (GO): hydrolase activity, acting on ester bonds; zinc ion binding
Source: RefSeq, a predicted model, not a curated record